AUGAUGCAUAAUGUGAUUUAUCUCGUAGGUAACAAGGCAUCAGUUACCAUACAGCCAUUUCUUUUGCUCCACCUUAAUAUAUGCCCUGAACAAGUGUGUACAAUAGAAGAUGCACUUAAGUUGUUCUCUGCACCAGAAACACUUGAAGGGUACAGAACAUCUGCUUCUGGAAAGGGUAGAAAAUACGAGCUUGUGGCUACCAUUACUCACCAUGGACGAGAUCCAUGGAAAGGCCAUUACACUGCUGAUGCACGGCACCCAAGUGGCAAAUGGGUACGUUAUGAUGACUCAUCAGUCGCACAAAUAACUGAAAGCAAGGUGCUUCAUGACCAUGCAUAUCUCCUUUUCUACAAACAAGUUUAG
This is a messenger RNA of Striga asiatica, 363 nucleotides long. The record is from the annotation of a GenBank genome assembly. NCBI's taxonomy places the organism in Eukaryota, Viridiplantae, Streptophyta, Magnoliopsida, Lamiales, Orobanchaceae.